CUCCCAAGACAGCAUCUUCUCCAGCCACACCACUGUUACCCUCACUGACACCACCGCCCUCUCACCUCCCGCCACGCGUACUCCCUCCACUUCAGCACCCCCUCGGUGACGCCCUAUAUUUUAUUGUCGUUUAUCUUUAUCUUUUCCCUCUCUUCUCCCCAAACUCCCCCUCUUCUCUUCUCUCUUCUCUCUCUCUCUCUCUCUCUCUCUCACUCUGAUCCAAUCCCUGCUCCACAAAAACCGUUCCCCAACCGUCGCCGCCGAUUUCUCUCCGGCCAUCUCUUCAUCGGAUCCUCCUCCAUUCAGGCCAUGUCUUCUUUCACUCCCCGUCAUCGAUCGGAUUGGUUCGUCCUCGCCGCCAGCUCCGAGUAGAUCUUGCGUCGCCGGAGUUUCUCUAUUCAGUUUCGGUCCGGCGGUUCUUCCGAGAUAAGAUAUGGAAGAUCGAAACGUGAGAAUGAAUACUGGAAUGUCCGAUGUGGUAGCCGGCUGCGUGAUGCCGUAUAUCAAAGACUCGAAGGACCGGGACGCCGUGUCGUUGGUGUGCCGACGGUGGUACGAGCUGGACGCGCUCACGCGCGAGCACGUGACCAUCGCGCUCUGCUACACGACGACUCCCGAGAGGCUCAGGAGGCGGUUCCGGCAGCUCAAGUCGCUGAAGCUCAAGGGAAAGCCGAGGGCGGCGAUGUUUAAUCUGAUACCGGAGGAUUGGGGAGGCUAUGUGACGCCGUGGGUGGAGGAGAUUGCCGAGUCGUUUAAGAGCUUGAAGGCCUUGCAUUUCCGGAGAAUGAUUGUGAGUGAUUCCGACCUGGAGCUAUUGGCGCGGUCACGCGGCCGUGAGCUCCAAUCGCUUAAGCUCGACAAGUGCUCCGGCUUUUCGACUGACGGCCUUGUCCACAUCGCCCGCUUCUGCAGGGAUUUGAGGACCUUGUUUUUGGAGGAGAGCUCGAUAAUUGAGAAAGAGGAUGAGUGGGGUGAAUGGCUACAUGAGCUUGCUACAAACAACACUGUACUCGAGACUUUAAACUUCUAUAUGACGGAUCUUGGCAGAAUCAGAUUUGAAGACCUUGAACUCAUAGCCAGGAAUUGCCCCUCCUUAACCACUGUGAAAAUUAGCGAUUGUGAAAUUUUGGAUCUUCUGGGUUUCUUCCGCCAUGCAACUGCUUUAGAAGAAUUUUGUGGAGGUUCCUUCGAUGAUCAAGCAGAAAAUGAUCAAUCAGAGAAGUACUCAGUUGUAUCACUGCCACGAAAGAUAUGUCUUUUGGGUCUAACGAUGUUGGGGAAGAAUGAAAUGCCUAUUGUAUUCCCAUUAGCAGCUGCCCUCAAAAAGUUGGAUCUCCUAUAUGCAUUGCUCGACACUGAAGACCAUUGUACUUUAAUUCAAAAGUGCCCCAACUUGGAAGUUCUUGAGACAAGGAAUGUCAUUGGAGAUAGAGGAUUAGAAGUCCUUGCUCGGAGUUGCAAGAGACUGCAGAGGCUCCGAAUUGAGCGAGGUGCUGAUGAGCAAGGUAUGGAGGACGAAGAUGGUGUUGUUUCACAGAGGGGUCUGAUGGCUUUGGCACAGGGCUGCCUGGAACUGGAGUACUUGGCUGUCUACGUGUCAGAUAUCACAAAUGCAUCGCUGGAAUACAUUGGGACUCACUCUAAAAAUCUAAAUGAUUUUCGCCUUGUCCUGCUUGACCGUGAAGAGACGAUAACAGAUUUACCACUUGACAAUGGCGUUCGAGCUCUAUUGAGGGGAUGCCAAAAGCUUCGAAGGUUUGCUUUGUAUCUCCGUCCUGGGGGUUUGACUGAUUUGGGGCUUAGUUACGUGGGCCGGUAUAGUCAAAAUGUGAGAUGGAUGCUUCUAGGUUAUGUUGGUGAAUCUGAUGCAGGGCUUUUGGAGUUUUCAAAGGGUUGCCUUAGUCUGCAGAAACUAGAAAUGAGGGGCUGUUGCUUCAGUGAGGGUGCACUGGCUGUUGCAGUGAUGCAGCUGACUGCGCUAAGGUACUUGUGGGUGCAAGGGUACAGGGGAUCCCAAACGGGUCGUGAUCUUUUGGCAAUGACUCGCCCGUAUUGGAAUAUUGAGUUGAUUCCUCCUAGACGAGUUAAUGUUCUUGAUCCGAACGGGGAGGCAGCAGUGGCUGAGCAUCCAGCUCAUAUUCUUGCAUACUACUCUCUUGCUGGACCAAGAACAGAUUUUCCAAAUACUGUUAUCCCCUUGGAUCCAGAGUCUUUGAUUAACGCAUAGAGAGCUGUACAUACAAGCCUUUUUUUUUUUUUCCUUUCCAGAUCGCAGUUCCACCCACCUUGUUCAUAAAUUCAUGCAACUUUCUUUUCUUUUUGGUUAGUUGAGGGUUUCAAUUUUUAAAUUUCAUUUUGUAUUGUAUUUCUAGACUUUAAUCUGGCAAUAAGUCUGUUGCUCUGUAAUCUGAAAGCACCUCGCACUCUUUGAUGAGGUACUGUAUCAAAUCUACAUGCAGGGCUGUUAGCUAAAGUUUCAGUACUAUGGUGACUUAUGUUAGUCUGAUGAGUUGAUCUUACUGGAAUUUUUGGGUAGUUUUUGGAGCAUAA
Messenger RNA from Rosa chinensis, 2550 nucleotides. RefSeq names its product coronatine-insensitive protein 1. Bases 434 to 2227 code for a protein of 597 amino acids. Gene Ontology annotation, biological process: SCF-dependent proteasomal ubiquitin-dependent protein catabolic process. The record is from RefSeq and is a predicted model, not a curated record. The transcript has 4 exons. Gene Ontology annotation, cellular component: SCF ubiquitin ligase complex. Lineage: Eukaryota; Viridiplantae; Streptophyta; Magnoliopsida; Rosales; Rosaceae.